Messenger RNA from Oldenlandia corymbosa var. corymbosa, 1224 nucleotides. The record is from the annotation of a GenBank genome assembly. Lineage: Eukaryota; Viridiplantae; Streptophyta; Magnoliopsida; Gentianales; Rubiaceae.
AUGGGGAUUAUCUAUGAAGAUGUUGUUGUGAUAAAGGAAGCAGAAAGUCCAGGGGAUCAAACUAAGAUCAGUGUGAAUUGUCCGGACAAAACUGGGCUGGGUUGUGAUCUCUGUCGGAUAAUCUUGCUCUUUGGACUCAGCAUUGUCAGAGGAGAUGUCCAAACAGAUGGCAAAUGGUGUUACUUAGUUUUCUGGGUAGUUGGUAAGCCAACAACGAGAUGGAAUUUACUGAAGAAGAGACUUCUAGAGGUAUGCCCAACAUGUACGGCUGCAGCAUCUGGAAUUUAUUAUUACAGGCCAGAAUUUCAAGAUCCUCGGCCUCCAGAUGUAUUCCUCUUGAAGUUUUGGUGUUCCUAUGACCGCAAAGGCCUUUUACAUGAUGUAACCCAGGCUCUUUAUGAGCUAGAGCUCACAAUCAAAAGAGUCAAGAUAUCCACUGCCCCAGAUGGAAGAGUCAUGGACCUUUUCUUUGUAACGGACACCAGGGAACUUCUUCAUACCGAAAAGAGGCGGAAUGAGGCAAUUGAUCAUCUGAAAUCUGCGUUAGGAGAUGCAAUGGUCAAUUGUGAAAUUGAACCAGCCAUUCCUGAGCUCACUGCAUGCUCUCAAUCUUUUCUUCCACCUUCAGUCACUGAAGAUAUGUUUAAGCUGGAGAUGCCUGAAGUUCUUGCAUCCAGUUCUGUUUCUAUUGAGGUGGACAAUUUCCUCAGCCCAUCCCAUACCCUUGUUCGAGUCUUUUGUCAAGAUCACAAGGGUAUAGUCUAUGACAUCAUGAGGACACUAAAAGAUUAUAACAUUCAGAUAUCUUACGGCCGCUUCUUUGCAAGCCCGAAAAGAAACUGUGAGGUGGACGUAUUCAUUAUGCAAGCUGAUGGGAAGAAGAUAAUUGAUCCACACAAGCAGAAUGCUCUAUGUUCCCGGUUGAGGAUGGAGCUUAUUCAUCCACUUAGAGUGGAGGUGAUAAACCGUGGUCCUGAUACUGAGCUCCUGGUAGCUAAUCCUGUGGAGUUAUCUGGAAGAGGACGCCCUAUGGUUUUCUAUGAUAUAACCUUAGCCCUCAAGAUUCUGAACCUGCGCAUUUUUUCGGUGGAGAUAGGAAGACACAGAAUCCACGACCGCGAGUGGGAAGUAUACAGAGUACUCCUGGAUGAAUGGGACGGAUGCUCUUUGCGGAGGAAUGAGAUAAAAGAGUGUGUUCGGAGGAAGUUGAUGGUCUGGGAAUGA